AUGAACCUUCAAUGUCCACUAUGCUUCAAGGAGUUUCCUAUGUAUGACCAGCGUGGAUUCAGAAAUGCCGGAUUCACUGCCCACCACAACCGAUGCGUUGAGAAGGAGGUCCAGAAAGUAGAAUUAAGCUCAGGUGAUACCCAGCGCACCAUCCAUCCGAGACGUCGUCUCUUACCAGCCCCGUCCUAUUUUUCCCCCAGUAUCAAUAACAUGGGGUCAGUUGUGCCCUCCCAAAGACUAAAACUAACUGUCUCAAAGCGGUAUUUUCGAAAACCGCGUGCUUCCCCCAAAUCCCAGAUUCCUCUAAAUAAUCCACCAGCUCCUUCUGAUCCAAACCCUUCUGAUCCCCCAGUCGCUUUCUUAUCACCUAUUGCUCAUAAUUCUCCAAAAUCAGAACCCCCUCCAGAUAAGCCACUCCCUCAACCAUGGGAGUUACAAGAACAAUUUAUCCAACAGCAGCUUUCAUUUUUUGCUACAGCCAUCGAAGAGCAGAUACCAGUACACUACUGUGACUAUUGCUUACCUCAACAAGGUCUCCAUCACCCUUCAUGCACUUUAUUACAUUUUGCUAGUAGGGCUAACAAUGCCUUUGAUUGA
Phycomyces blakesleeanus NRRL 1555(-) is the source of this 597-nucleotide messenger RNA. RefSeq lists its product as hypothetical. Lineage: Eukaryota; Fungi; Mucoromycota; Mucoromycetes; Mucorales; Phycomycetaceae. The record is from RefSeq and is a predicted model, not a curated record. The transcript has a single exon. Bases 1 to 597 code for a protein of 198 amino acids.